GCACAACCGCAAACAGCCUCCUGUUGGCCCCGCCUCCCACCCAAUGGCUCCGCCCAGUCCCGGAACCAACAGCAGCACCAAUCACAGCAGCAGCAGCAGCAGCACGGCCGGCUGGGAGCAGCUCAGCAAAACAAACCUCUACAUCCGUGGUUUACCACCAACCACCACCGACCAUGACUUGGUCAAGCUCUGCCAGCCAUAUGGAAAAAUCGUAUCAACCAAGGCCAUCUUAGACAAAACCACAAACAAAUGCAAAGGCUAUGGCUUCGUGGACUUUGACAGCCCCGCUGCUGCUCAGAAAGCCGUCAGCGCUCUGAAGACCAGCGGAGUUCAGGCUCAGAUGGCAAAGCAACAAGAGCAGGACCCCACCAACCUGUACAUAUCUAACCUGCCGCUGAGCAUGGAUGAGCAGGAGUUAGAGGCCAUGCUGAAGUCCUUCGGACAGGUCGUCUCCACACGUAUCCUGCGGGACACCAACGGGGCCAGCCGAGGGGUCGGAUUCGCCAGGAUGGAGUCGACAGAGAAAUGCGAAGCCGUCAUCUCUCACUUCAACGGGAAAUUUCUCAAAACACCAGCUGGAGUUAUGGCCCCGUCAGAACCCUUGCUGUGCAAGUUUGCGGACGGAGGCCAGAAGAAGCGUCAGAGUCAAAAUAAAUAUGUGCAGAACGGACGAGCCUGGGCCAGAGACGGAGAGACCAGACUUGCUGGCAUGACACUCACGUACGACCCCACCACAGCUGCUAUGCAAAAUGGAUUCUAUCCGACCGCCUACAGUAUUACAAACCGAAUGAUCACACAGACCCCUAUGUCUCCAUACAUCUCCCCCGUCUCCACGUACCAGGUACAGAAUCCAUCCUGGGUCGCCCAUCAGCCCUACAUCUUGCAGCAUCCGGGAGCAGUGAUAUCGCCCUCUAUAGAUCACUCCAUGUCUCUGCAGCCGGCGUCCAUGAUGGGUCCCCUCACUCAGCAGAUGAGUCACCUCUCUCUGGGCAGCGCAGGAACGUUUAUGCCGGCCAGUCCAGCUCUCCAGGGGCCGUAUAUCCCUCCAUACACUCACAUGCAGACCACCGCCGUCUCGGUUGAGGAGAACAGUCCACAGCCUCAGGUGGAAUCGUCCAAUGAUCAUUCACCUUACACCUAUCAGCAGGCCAAGUGAUGAAGAGGGCCCGUUCGAGAGAGGAGGAGACGACUGCUAAAUCAAUAACAGCUUCCUUCCAAGGACCGGCUCUACCGAUGAAUCGACUUUUUUUGCACAGGUUCUACGACGAGUUCCUCGGUUUUAUAAUAAAACGACUUCGACUAUUUUGGUAUAAGUUCCAUUAGGUGCAAAUCAAGGAUUCAUUUCAUCAGAGGACGCCAACGAAAGAAAACGGGAAGGAAAAAGUUUUAUUUUACUAAGGAAACGACGCUUAUUUUUUACCAAGGAUCGUCGCGUAGAUGCGGGGACUUCAUGGCGCCGCUCGACGUGCGCGGAGAUUCUUCUUAUUUUUAUGAUUUCGGAUUCGUUCUCUCUCUCUCUCUAUUUCUCUUUUUUUCUUUUGUACUGAAACAGACGCUCGUUUUUAGAGAUUUAUCAGCCGGACAUCCCGAGAAAGACUGCGUUUUUGUGCUUGCGGUGUGAGUGUCAUUGACGUGUUUUUGUUUGUGUGCUUCAUCUUCGGCGCGACCGAUCUGUUCGUCUUAUACGAUUUGCCUUAAACUCUUUCCCGUACGGUAGCCGAAAGAAAAGUCGUCCGGCCGCUGCCUUGUAAAAAAUCAGCUGAAUAGGGCUUUUUUUCAGCAACAUUUCCGCCGCGCUUGGAUUCCGGUGUUUUGCUUCUUUAUUUUAUUUUUUCUUUCUCUCUCUCUCUCUCUCUCUCCGAUCUUUUAGAGUGAUGAUAACGCUGAUGGAGUUUUAAUAGGAUUUAACGUUUUUAUAAUCGGAGGCGACGACUAGCCUUCGGUUGUUUGAAUGUGGUAGAAAUUCUGCUGAACGAUCACAUUUUUGAUAAUUGCCUUUUCGUUUAUAAAUCUCGGUGUUGUAGUGUAGCUUUAGGUGAAGGAGGGGGAGGAGUUUUACCUCGAGGGGAGGAGCUUCGGCUCGCAUUCUAAUGAGGGGGCGUGGUCUGUCAGUCCGAUCGAAUAUCGCAACUUUCAGCAGCGGGCUUCUUCGGGAGAGAGGUGAGCGUUUAGCGUUUAGUGCUCGUUUUACUAUAUAGCAGGCAAACAAAUCUCGGCACUUUCGAGUUUACUUCACCAAAGACAGUCGGCGAGCGGAGUUUCUCUCGAGGCGGGCCACGCUGAGACUUUAUAACAGACCGGGUCACAGUUGUGGAGAAUGUGCCUUCUUUGUACAUAUGCAUUCAGCUGUCUUUUAGUUGGCGAGGCGCGGACACCGAUUUGAAGGACGAUUUGGAUCCAGCAAGUGCCACGAACUGAACCAAGACAUCACUACAGAGCGGAGACGACCGAAACUGAAACGCGGGAACGAGGACAGGUUGAAACGACGGCUCCGUUCCCAAACCCUAGUGAGCUGCGCAGCGCCGUACGAAUAGGCCCUUGCCUUGGCUCCUUUGCGGUAAAAUUACGGUAAAUUACAAUGAUCUAUUGGGAUUCGGCGGAAGCGGUGCACUUAAAUCGCGCUGCCUUAAAAUUGAGGGAAAAAAACAACGCAUUUGCAAUUUUAUUUCCUGGGUUCUGGAAUGAUUUAAAAUAAUGAUUUGUGUAAUAAUGCCAAACGCAUUUAAAACCCAACGCUUGCAGGCAUUUCUGAACUAGCGCUGUCGGUUAAGUGCGUCCAAAAUAGGUGGUCGUUUACGUGACGAAUAUACACAGCGCGCGCACGUAUAUCGUGUGUAUGUGAACGCACUGGGAAAAUGUUUACAUGUAUGUAUUUACAUUCAGAUCAUUUAUAUCGUAUAUACAUGUAAGAGUUUUCUCAAAUAUGUACUUACUGUAUGUAUGUAUUUAUAUAUACAUAAUGUAUGUUUGUGCACUGUGUACAUUUGUUAUGAAAACAAAAUCUCAAACAAAAAUUAAUCGUCGCUUGACAGCACUAUUAC
Molecule: messenger RNA, 3041 nt
Organism: Puntigrus tetrazona (Sumatra barb)
Lineage: Eukaryota; Metazoa; Chordata; Actinopteri; Cypriniformes; Cyprinidae
Gene: rbms1b
Product: RNA-binding motif, single-stranded-interacting protein 1
Exons: 14
Coding region: 44-1156 (370 amino acids)
Cellular component (GO): ribonucleoprotein complex; nucleus; cytosol
Molecular function (GO): mRNA 3'-UTR binding; poly(U) RNA binding; poly(A) binding
Source: RefSeq, a predicted model, not a curated record